This is a messenger RNA of Lecanosticta acicola, 1767 nucleotides long. Lineage: Eukaryota; Fungi; Ascomycota; Dothideomycetes; Mycosphaerellales; Mycosphaerellaceae. The record is from the annotation of a GenBank genome assembly.
AUGGCCGCGGUCGAUCGCAAGAGCAGUUACCAGAUCCGGCCGGGGAAUAAAGAGCCCGAAUGGUCCAGCCUCUGCAACAAUGUCUUUGACCAAUACCUCAACGACGACGACAUCUUCGCCAUCGGCGACAGCCAGCGUGAAAGAAGCAGUUCCGAUGGCUCUGGUAACCUCUUCGACUUCUCAGGAUCGAGCGAACAAAGCAAUCAGACGAACGUUACCUCGCCAAUACCUUCCUGGGACGACCCGCCGUCCACAGCAGGAGCAAAGACAGAAGCCAAACAACCCAAAGCCAAAGCUCCCGGCGAGUUCUGGACGCAGAAGUUGAGGGCUCUUGAGCAGAACGCCGCACAGUGCGAGAGACGUCAACAGAGAUUGCGGACAACAAAGUCACAUCCUGACUUUCUCAGUCUCGGAGGACACCCUUCGCCUCCAGCUGUCCCGCCGUCGCCAACGGACCAAUCGUCUUCUGCACCGCGUCCCAGAGGAAGGGUUGCUGCUGCAAACGGAAGCAAGACACCGACCCAGCGCAGUGUCACCAACUUACGAUCAGUAUCACGUGGACGGCCAGUAGGGGUGACGAAGCCCGCCGCCGCUGCUACUGUCAACCCGUACGCAACGAUCCGCAAGACCAAUGCUUCACCGUCCAAGAUGAUGAACCCGUCCCGCUACCGCGCGGGCUUCAAGGACGUCUGGGCGGAACGAAUCGAACAUAGCCCGAAGAAAUAUGAGCUCCGGUUGUCACAGGUUGCCUUUCCCGACUCGCCGCCGCCUUCGGCCAGACCGUAUCAGGGCAGUUUCGCUGCUUUCGGAUCACCUGUUUAUCCUCCCUUGCCUGGAUGCGAUGACCAGAUUUCACCUUUGGCGAGCACUUUUCAGCGGGCGGCUCGACUUCAAACGCCGAUUGCAUCGCCGCUGUUGAGUCCUGGGAGUCACGCCGCGGCUUCGUACUUUGAUGGGCUGCCGCUUCCAGCGAAUCCCUAUACCACACAGACGGUGCCGCUGAACGAUACCGCACCUCUGUACCCCGAGGCGCCUUCGCUGGCGGCGAACAGGAUCCAGUCGUUCGAUUUCGGAUUUUCGAGCUCGCCUGUUGACGAUGCUUGGAAUGCAGCGCCUUUUGCGGAAGCUGCUUCUGCGCCGUACAACCCAGAUCCUUUCGUCGGUCAGGAUCCCUAUGGUGGAAUCGAUGGCUUGUCCAGCUCAGGUGCAGAUGGGUUAGGGCUGGGUUUGAGCUGCGAUCCGAAUGUCAUAUCCAACUACACGACGGGACCGGCGGUGCCGGAGACAGCAGUCCUGCCAAACAUGACUUACCAGCCUCCACCCAUGUCGUCCGCGAGUCCAUUCUAUGUCCCUGGACAGUCGAAUGGCUUGCAGCUCUCGCCCACUCGCCAGAGCCAUGCGCGAUCCAUCCCCAACACACCUCAUCGACGCCGCUCAUCCCAAAGUCCAUCGCCACCAGCAACGGACACUAGAACGAGGAGAGCAUCGUCUUCGCGACGAGCGUCCCGUCAUCGCAGGAACAAGUCUGUGAGCUCCACGCCUCGUCAUGCCCACAAUGACAGGGGCGGAUUUGUCAACUUCACGCCCUCGGAUAGUACCAAGAUCCUGAGUGGAGUGGCGCCUUCUGGUAGUUCGAAGACGAAGGCGAGGAGGGAGAAGGAGGCUGCUGAUAAGCGAAGACGUCUGAGUCACGCGGCUGUGAGGGCAAUCAUGGAGGCUGGUGGGGAUGUUGAAGCGUUGCAGAAGGCUGGGUUGAUUAUUCCUUGA